This is a messenger RNA of Phoenix dactylifera (date palm), 1422 nucleotides long. Its product is annotated as triosephosphate isomerase, chloroplastic-like. Gene Ontology annotation, molecular function: triose-phosphate isomerase activity. Gene Ontology annotation, biological process: glycolytic process; glycerol catabolic process; glyceraldehyde-3-phosphate biosynthetic process. The record is from RefSeq and is a predicted model, not a curated record. Lineage: Eukaryota; Viridiplantae; Streptophyta; Magnoliopsida; Arecales; Arecaceae. Gene Ontology annotation, cellular component: cytosol.
UUUUGGUUCCUCGCUUCGCGGUGGUUGGUGCGGUCUUUAGAGGCAGCGGGGUGAGAGCGGUGGUUGGUGCGGUCUUUAGAGAGAAAGCGGGGUGAGAGAGAGAGAGAGAGAGAGGAAGGGAAGAAGGUAAUGGCGGCGGCGUUAUCUCUGGCACCUCAGUUCCCGGGGCUCCGCGUCGAGCGCGAGCGCGAGCGCGCCCCGUCCUUGUCCUCCGCCUUCUUUUCCCAUCGCGCUUGCUCUCAACGCCGCCUCUUCUCGACCCGGCGAUCUCCCAGAGGAGUCGUCGCCAUGGCCGGAACCGGAAAGUUUUUUGUUGGAGGAAAUUGGAAAUGUAAUGGAACAAAGGACUCUAUUAGCAAACUUGUUGCUGACUUGAAUGGUGCUAAAAUGGAAAAUGAUGUCGAUGUGGUUGUAGCACCACCAUUUAUCUAUAUUGACCAGGUGAAGAAUUCAUUGACUGAUUGUAUUGAGAUUUCUGCUCAGAAUUGUUGGGUUGGAAAAGGUGGAGCAUUCACUGGAGAAAUAAGUGCAGAGCAAUUGAUAGAUAUGGGGUGCCAGUGGGUUAUUCUUGGGCAUUCUGAGCGCAGACAUAUUAUUGGUGAAGAUGACGAGUUUAUUGGGAAAAAGGCUGCAUAUGCCCUGAGCCAGAAUCUUAAGGUUAUUGCAUGUAUAGGAGAGAAGUUAGAAGAAAGAGAAGCAGGAAAAACUUUUGAUGUCUGUUUUCAGCAGAUGAAGGCUUUUGCAGAUAGUAUCACAAGCUGGGAAAAUGUGGUAAUUGCAUAUGAGCCUGUGUGGGCUAUUGGCACUGGAAAAGUGGCUACUCCUGAGCAGGCUCAGGAAGUACAUGUUGCUGUUCGUGAUUGGCUCAAGAAGAACGUUUCCACGGAGGUUGCAUCCAGUACUCGUAUCAUCUAUGGAGGUUCUGUGAACGGGGGCAAUUGUUCAGAACUUGCAAAGCAAGAAGAUAUUGAUGGGUUUCUUGUAGGAGGUGCAUCUUUAAAGGGACCAGAAUUUGCCACCAUUGUUAACUCAGUUACUUCGAAGAAAGUUGCCGUGUGAUGAUCCAUUUGAAGUCAGAGAUAAGCACGAAUAAUGUCCAGGAGGCAGUUCCUCCUCAAAAGCAUUUUAAUCCCGAUAUUCAUCACAAUUUGAUUUUGGUAAUUCUGGAGCAAAGUUAUAUGAAUAAAAUCAUGUUCUUACCUUGUUUUGACCUCGCGUGAAUGUUACCAUUGAAAUUUGUACCGAGCAAGGUUGUCUUGAUUUCUCCUGUGCGUGAAUAAGCACUUGGUCUUCAUUACUCGUAUACAGCCAUAAAAGCCAUGAACACAUGAACAAAACCAUUGUGACAUGGUACAGUUGUCAACUUUAUGAAGUCUCCCCCCGUCUCUCUCUCCCUCUAUAAAAAUAUUCAAAUUCAAGUGU